This is a messenger RNA of Dendronephthya gigantea, 1722 nucleotides long. Its product is annotated as very-long-chain (3R)-3-hydroxyacyl-CoA dehydratase-like. The coding region runs from base 184 to 1323 and encodes 379 amino acids. Gene Ontology annotation, molecular function: 3-hydroxyacyl-CoA dehydratase activity. Gene Ontology annotation, biological process: very long-chain fatty acid biosynthetic process; sphingolipid biosynthetic process; fatty acid elongation. NCBI's taxonomy places the organism in Eukaryota, Metazoa, Cnidaria, Anthozoa, Malacalcyonacea, Nephtheidae. The transcript has 11 exons. Gene Ontology annotation, cellular component: endoplasmic reticulum membrane. The record is from RefSeq and is a predicted model, not a curated record.
GCUAUUUGUCAAAAUGUCCACUUUGCCUGAUGUGCUCACUCCAGUUCACAGAGAGGUCGCACUCACUGAUCUAUAUUAGAAACCACGUGUUGCAUUUUGCGUGGAUUUUGCGUGUUUCUUUCGUGAGGCAGCUGAGAAGUCUGGAAUAUCAUAAAUUUACCUGAAUUUUAUUGCUGUAAAAACAUGUCUGUAGUUUUAAAUCCUCUUGUAAAAUGGGCACAGGAUCGUAAUCUAGUACAUCUAACUAUUGAGCUCAGUGAUGCGGUUGUUAACAGCCUGGAAAUCGAGGAGAGAGGUCUAAAAUUUCAAGGUUGUGGAAAUGGUGCUCAGGGUGAAAAUAUUUACAAGCUUGAUGUAACAUUCAGUGAAGAUGUUCUUCCCAAGCUCAGCACUCAUAAAAAAAAUGAUAGGUGUGUGGCAAUCACCUUAAGAAAAAAAGAAUCAAAAUACUGGGAGAGAUUACUGGCUGAUAAUAACAAACCAGGAUGGUUGAAGAUUGAUUUUGAUAGAUGGCGAGGUGAAGAUGACUCAGAAGAAGAAAAACAGGAGGAAAUUACGAGAAUAUCUGUUGAGCAUCGGAAAAAGCAGAUGGAAAAAGAUCUCGAAGACCAUGUCAAAGAAGCAGAAGAAGAAAUCAAAGGGCUGGUGAUAAAAGGCUAUCUUUCAAUUUAUAAUGCCUUGCAAGGAAUUGCAUUCUUUUACACCACUUUGGCUAUUUUAUUCAGGUUGCUAAUAAACGGCUCUGAUGCAGUUCCUCGGAUAUUUGAUGAUGUCAGUGAUUUAGUAGCAACGUGUCAAAUUGCGGCGUUCAUUGAACCUGUGAAUGCUGCAUUUAAGCUGGUUAAUACUGGUGUGGUCGCACCUUUAGCUCAGAGCAUCGGUCGUUUCAUUGUGCUGUUUCUUGUCAUCAACCCUCACGAACAGCUGCAGAAAAGUGUUUUAGUUGUUGUGUUAUUUCUGGCCUGGUCGCUCAUCGAGAACGUCAGGUAUCCUUUCUAUUUUCUACAAACUAUUGGUUACUGUCCUAAAUGGCUGCUCUGGUUGCGAUAUACGGCCUGGAUUCCGUUAUACCCUCUUGGUAUUCUAACCGAAGGAGUGUUAAUAUACCAAGCUGCAAGUUUGUUUGAUGCGAAGAAUCGCUGGUCCUUGUCCUUGAAUUUUAUAGUGGCGGAUUCAUCGAUUCCAUUUUCGUUUUUUUUAAAAUUGUAUUUGAUCAUUCUCGCUGUAGGUGGUGGAUAUCUUCUGAAACAUAUGUGGACGCUAAGAGUUAAGAAAUACGGCAAAACAUCCAGAAGAAAAAUGAAAACUGUCAAGAAAGACUAAAAAUGAAACAAAACUGAUCUUCAUCGCUAUACAGCAUCAUGCAACGGUUUUUCGCAAACAAGAUCAAUUGCGCUUUUUACCAUUGGAAUUAUCAACCAAAUGCCUAAGAAUUUAAAAACGCAUCCCUUUACAUCCCUCACGAAGGUGCAAUUGUAAAUUUUUUUGUUUGUAUAAUCUGCUUGUAACAUCUCUGAGAUAUCAUGCAUUUGCACUCUCUAAAAAUAAAUGCUUGUGUAUUGAUUGAGGCAAUCAUUUGAACUUCGAGAGCCAAUUUGGCAUUCUAAUCAGCAAAAUAAAUGUACACAAAUUGGUUUUAAAAAGUUAUCACACAGUAGUGGUAGACCUUUCUCACUUACAACAGGAAUUUACUUUUAACAGAGUAAUAAUAAUUUACACAUG